AUGAUGGACGAUUCCGCCACAGCGCGUGAUCGUCGAGGCUUAUGGUCUAUGAUUAAAGAAGGCUACGAAGGUCUUGUGCUUACGGUGAUUCGGCCCUUGAGAGCUCAAUAUACGCCUUCAGAGCUCGGUCCAAAGAGUACAGAGAUUGGAAAUGUGUUAGUGAAACGUGUAGAUCUACAGCUUACAAAUUCAGCAGGCUUGACACUCGAAUGUAGCUGGUGGAAGCCGUGCAAGCUUAAAAAUGAUCAAGAAAAGACACUGGACAAACGUCCGUGUAUUGUGGUGCUUCAUGGUAACAGUUCCUGUCGCCUUGGAGCUCUGGAAAUUGUCAUGUACGCACUACCAGCAGGCUUUACCGUGUUUGCACUGGAUUUCUCUGGCUCAGGUAUGUCGCAGGGCAAGUACGUGUCUCUCGGGUAUCAUGAGCGAAACGAUAUUGCUACAGCUCUUGAGUAUGUAAAAAGUACGGAAGAAGCCUCGCAAUUGUGUCUUUGGGGACGUAGUAUGGGAGCAGUAGCGGCAUUGUUGUAUGCAGAGUUGGAUCCAUCAGUGAGUGCGAUGGUGCUCGAUUCGCCUUUUUCAAGUUUACCGAAAUUAGCGACCGAGCUAGUGGAAGAUGGAAAGCUUGGUGUGCCCAAAAUUGCUGUGAAACUGAUUAUGAAGCUCAUACGACGGGACAUUAGAAAGAGAGCCAAGUUUGACAUGUUUAAAUUAAAGCCCAUUGCGAAAGUUCACAAGUGUGCUGUACCUGCUUUUUUUGUGGUGGGCCUGCAAGAUGAACUAGUGGGACCACACCACGGUGAAGCGCUGUACAAACUUCACAACGGUCCGAAUCAGUUGUUCAAGUUUCCUGGAGGUCACAAUAGUCCGCGUCCGUUCAAUUUUUUCAUCCAAGCGUUGCAGUUCUUACGAGUUAUGGUUGGCCUCAUGCCGCUACCAGAUGAUCUGUCGACUUUUAAUUUGUCACCAGUGCAGCGACAGCAAGCACUAUCAAGAGAUUUGAAUAAAAAACUGUCUCCAAACCUCAAAAGAUCAUCGCAAUUGUACAAGAAUCCACUGGAGCCGAGCAUAUCAAUUGAGGCUGUGCACAAAAUGUCGAUAAAGGAGUUGAAGCAGUGUAUUGAUCGCGCUGGAUACAGCGAUGUUACGUGUAUUGAAAGGAAAGACAUGGUGGAUCUUGUUCUUAAGCUGUAUGCUCGCUAUAGACGAUCCAGCAAACAAGCAGCCGAUGACAGGCAGCAGCCUUCGGCAGUGCCAGUAUGUGAAGAAGAAAGGAAAAACACUACGUUAGCUUAUCUACAAACAGGUUCGAUAUCAUCACCAACAGUCACUCCCGAUGCUACUGGUGAUACAAGAAUAGCAAGGAAGAGCUCAUCUACAUUUUAUGAACGCCGCCGUAGCGACAGCAGUGUGUUUGCUGUAGCUGAUGCAAGUGCCGUUAUGUUCGAUUCAGCGACUUUGACUACUUCGAUGAAAAGUGUCACAUCAAGUAUUCUGUCUGAUGCAGAAUUGGCUCGACGAUUGGGUAUUGACCAGUCUAGUGGCGGAGAGGAUGAGUCAGUCACGGACAAGUUAACAAAAUAA
This is a messenger RNA of Peronospora belbahrii, 1584 nucleotides long. Lineage: Eukaryota; Oomycota; Peronosporomycetes; Peronosporales; Peronosporaceae. The record is from the annotation of a GenBank genome assembly.